Molecule: messenger RNA, 3199 nt
Organism: Hibiscus syriacus
Lineage: Eukaryota; Viridiplantae; Streptophyta; Magnoliopsida; Malvales; Malvaceae
Product: puromycin-sensitive aminopeptidase-like
Biological process (GO): proteolysis
Cellular component (GO): chloroplast
Molecular function (GO): zinc ion binding; metallopeptidase activity
Source: RefSeq, a predicted model, not a curated record
GUUUUAUAAAAUAUAGGAGGGGUUGUUGAUUUUUUUUAAUGGCUCGAUUGAUUCUUCCGUGCAAAAGUUCGUGUUUGGCAAGAACCAGCCUUUUGGGUUUGAUCUCUUCUGCUCCUGUUAAAAGGAGUGUUUGUUCGGUGAAGAAUAUCUCUUGGUAUAGGCAUUUCUCUGCUCUAGAGGCGACCCCUAGAAGGAAGUACUUGUUUCCACAUUCUUUACCUUAUUUUCAGAGGGAAAGGGAAUCCAGCAGGAGGCUGCUUUGUUCAGUUGCAACAGAAUCUUCACCCAAGCAAGUUAAAGAAUCUGAAAUGGAUGCUCCUAAAGAAAUCUUUCUGAAGGACUACAAGUCUCCUGCCUACUACUUUGAUACGGUGGAUUUGAAAUUUUCAUUGGGUGAAGAGAAAACAAUUGUCGCUUCCAAAAUAACUGUUUUCCCCAGUGUUGAAGGUUCUUCUUCUCCAUUGGUUCUGGAUGGGGAAGAUCUAAAACUAAUUUCAAUCAAGGUUGAUGGAAAGGAACUGAAGGAGGGGGAUUAUCAUUUAGACUCACGACAUUUGACACUUCCAUCACCACCACAAGGCAAAUUUACUUUGCAAAUUGAUACUGAGAUACAACCUCAGAAGAACACAUCAUUGGAGGGGCUUUACAAAUCAUCUGGAAAUUUCUGUACACAAUGUGAAGCAGAGGGUUUCAGAAAAAUUACAUUUUAUCAGGACCGUCCUGAUAUAAUGGCAAAAUACACAUGCCGUAUUGAAGCUGAUAAGUCAUUGUAUCCAGUAUUAUUAUCCAAUGGAAAUCUCAUAGAGCAAGGAGACCUUGAGGGUGGCAAGCAUUAUGCUGUAUGGGAGGAUCCCUUUAAGAAGCCAUGUUAUUUGUUUGCCUUGGUAGCUGGCCAAUUAGAGAGCAGAGAUGACAUAUUUGUUACUCGCUCUGGCCGAAAAGUGUCACUAAGGAUAUGGACCCCAGCACAAGAUGUACCCAAGACUGCACAUGCCAUGCAUUCUUUGAAAGCAGCUAUGAAAUGGGAUGAAGAUGUUUUUGGUCUUGAGUAUGACCUCGAUCUCUUCAAUAUUGUUGCUGUUCCUGAUUUCAACAUGGGAGCCAUGGAAAACAAGAGUCUGAAUAUUUUCAAUUCAAAGCUUGUUUUGGCUUCUCCGGAAACUGCUUCAGAUGCUGAUUAUGCUGCAAUUUUGGGUGUUAUUGGUCAUGAGUAUUUUCACAAUUGGACUGGCAACAGAGUGACUUGCCGAGACUGGUUUCAGCUUAGCUUGAAAGAGGGUCUCACAGUUUUCCGUGAUCAGGAAUUUUCAUCUGACAUGGGAAGCCGUACAGUGAAGAGAAUUGCCGACGUUUCAAAACUUCGGAAUUAUCAAUUCCCACAGGAUGCUGGCCCCAUGGCUCAUCCAGUUAGGCCGCAUUCUUAUAUUAAGAUGGACAACUUCUACACAGUGACGGUUUAUGAAAAGGGAGCCGAAGUUGUCAGGAUGUACAAAACACUCCUAGGAACUCAAGGGUUCCGAAAGGGCAUGGAUCUUUACUUUAAAAGACAUGAUGGACAAGCAGUAACGUGUGAAGACUUUUUUGCCGCCAUGCGAGAUGCAAAUGGUGCAAAUUUUGCCAACUUUUUGCUCUGGUAUUCACAAGCUGGGACUCCUGUAGUAAAAGUUUCUUCAUCCUACAAUGCUGAGGCUCGUACUUUUUCUUUGAAGUUUAGUCAGGAGGUUCCCCCAACGCCUGGGCAACCUGUUAAAGAACCCAUGUUCAUUCCUCUGGAUGUCGGUCUAUUGGACUCAAGUGGAAAGGACAUGCCUUUAUCCUCUGUGUAUCAUGAUGGGACAUUGCAGUCUGUUGCAGGCGACAAUCAGCCGGUCUUUAAUACCGUUCUUCGUAUAACUAAGAAAGAAGAAGAAUUUGUGUUUUGUGAUAUAUUUGAACGGCCAAUUCCAUCACUACUGCGAGGUUAUAGUGCACCUGUCCGUCUUGAAUCUGAUCUCUCUGACAGUGACUUGUUUUUCCUUCUUGCACAUGAUUCGGACGAGUUCAAUCGCUGGGAAGCUGGACAGUUGUUGGCAAGGAAGCUCAUGCUCAGCUUAGUCUCUGAUUUUCAAAAAAACAAGUCGCUGACGCUGAAUCCCAAAUUUGUGCAAGGUCUCAAAAGCAUACUUUGCGACACAGGAUUGGAUAAGGAAUUCAUUGCUAAAGCAAUAACUCUCCCUGGUGAAGGGGAGAUUAUGGAUAUGAUGGAAGUUGCUGACCCCGAUGCUGUUCAUGCCGUUAGAACCUUUAUUAGGAAGGAACUUGCCUCACAAUUGAAACCAGAGUUUCUAAGCACAUUUCAGAACAAUAGAAGCUCGGAAGAGUAUACAUUUAACCAUCCUAAUAUGGCUCGACGUGCUCUCAAGAAUACUGCUAUUGCGUAUCUUGCAUCUCUUGAAGAUCCAGAGAUAACAGAGCUUGUACUUCGUGAGUAUAAUACCGCAACAAAUAUGACAGACCAAUUUGCAGCUUUGGCAGCCAUUGCCCAGAAUCCUGGUAAAACUCGAGACGAUGUUUUGGCAGACUUCUAUAGCAAGUGGCAGCAUGAUUACCUCGUUGUAAACAAAUGGUUUGCCCUUCAAGCAAUGUCUGACAUUCCUGGCAAUGUAGAGAAUGUUCGCAAUCUCUUGAAUCAUCCAGCAUUCGACCUGCGUAAUCCAAACAAGGUAUACUCGCUCAUUGGAGGAUUUCGUGGAUCUCCUGUGAAUUUCCAUGCCAAGGAUGGGUCUGGUUACAAGUUUUUGGGUGAAAUAGUUUUACAACUGGACAAAAUAAAUCCUCAGGUGGCCUCGCGCAUGGUGUCAGCCUUCUCAAGAUGGAAGCGUUUCGAUGAAAACAGGCAAAAGCUAGCGAAGCAACAAUUGGAGAUGAUCAUGUCUGCCAAUGGAUUAUCAGAGAACGUAUUCGAGAUUGCCUCUAAGAGCUUAGCUUAGCUUAUCUGUUUCAAAUGGAUCAAAUAACUCUUGCCGUUGAGCUAUAGACAAACAAAAUAAAUUAAUAAAGUGGUUUUAAUGCUCUUAAUUAUUGGUAUAGUCACCGAGUGCUAUGCCAGGAGUUGUUUUCUUAUUCAGUGUGUUCGGAACAGAUGAAAUAGGAACUUCCAUAUGUAUUUUAUAUUGAAUAAUGUUGGACUUGGAUUAAAGUGUUACUUGCUUUUGUUGCA